Notolabrus celidotus (New Zealand spotty) is the source of this 2489-nucleotide messenger RNA. RefSeq names its product leukocyte elastase inhibitor-like. Gene Ontology annotation, molecular function: serine-type endopeptidase inhibitor activity. The record is from RefSeq and is a predicted model, not a curated record. NCBI's taxonomy places the organism in Eukaryota, Metazoa, Chordata, Actinopteri, Labriformes, Labridae. Gene Ontology annotation, biological process: negative regulation of endopeptidase activity. Bases 234 to 1634 code for a protein of 466 amino acids. The transcript has 11 exons.
GUCACGAUGGGGAAGACGUGGCUAAGCUAACCUAAUUGAUGCUGUCCUUUCCCUCAUUGAUACAAAACUCCUUUUACCAAAUGUGUAAAUCCAGUCACAGUAGAUUCAAUAGACACCACUAAAGCUACAGAGCAAAACAAGGUGCACAGAUCACACCUGUUGGCACAAGAAAAAUUAGAAAUGGUUGGGUGUGACUCUUUUUGACGGUUGUGAUGUUUAGAUAGUUUCCCAAGAUGUGGCAAUGCCCCCGUGAUCAUGGGUGUGUUACAGUGAAACAAAACGGAGUUGGCUCAAACAGAAAAAGUCUGUCUGUCACUGAAUCAUCUGAGAUCUCUUUCUUUCCUCAGGAGCAGUCUGACAACACAAUGGCAUCACCAUCAACAUCCCUAGCCAAGGCCAACUCCACCUUCUUCCUGGCUCUGUUCAAGAAGCUGAGUGAUGAGGAUAAGACGAAGAAUAUCUUCUACUCUCCUCUCAGCAUCUCUUCAGCUCUGGCCAUGGUGUUGCUGGGGGCCAGAGGAAGCACAGCUGCACAGAUGUCAGAGGUCAUGGGCUUCAGUGGGGGAGACCAACCGAAAGAGUCAGGAGAACAGUCGAUGGAACAAGAGCAAAUGCAGAUGAGGAUGCCACUCCCAAAGCACUUACAGAGCCGUGGACUGCAGACUGCAGCUUUUGAUGACGAUAUCCAUGCCAAGUUUGGCAGGCUGCUGAGCGAGCUCAACAAGCCAGACGCCUCUUAUGCCCUCAGUGUGGCAAACAGGCUGUACGGGGAGAAGUCUUUCCAGUUUGUAACGGAAUUUCUGGCAGACGUUAAAAAGUACUACAGCGCUGAGCUGGAAGCUGUGGACUUCAGAACCAAAGCAGAGGAGGCCCGGGUCAACAUCAACACCUGGGUGGAGGAGAACACACAAGGUAAAAUAAAGGACCUGCUGAUUAAGGGUUCCUUGAGCGACAUGACCAAGCUCGUGCUGGUCAAUGCCAUCUACUUCAAGGGAAAGUGGAACAAACCGUUUGAGAAGGACAUGACUGUUGAUUAUUUGUUUAGGAUGAACAAGACUGACACCAAACCAGUGAAGAUGAUGCAGCUGAAGAGUAAGUUUUCUUACAGCACCAUACCUGAGGUCAACAGCAAGGUUCUUGAGAUGCCCUAUGAAAAGAGUGACCUCAGCAUGAUCAUUUUCCUGCCUGAUGACAUCGAGGACAACACCACAGGUCUGGAGAAGCUGGAGAAGGAGCUGACCCAUCAGAACUUUGUGAACUGGACUCGACCGGACAGGAUGUUUAAGGGUGAGGUGGAGGUGAAGCUUCCUCGGUUUAAGAUGACAGAGACGUACAGCAUGAAAGACAUCCUGAAACAGAUGGGCAUGUCAGACGUUUUUACUUCCUCAAGUGAUUUUUCAGGUAUGACUCCAUCCAAGGGCUUAUUGUUGUCUAAAGUGGUCCACAAGUCCUUUGUUGACGUGAAUGAGGAGGGGACCGAGGCUGCUGCUUCCACCGGCAUCGUCAUGGAGUUGACCUCCAUCAAUUUAAUGACUCCCACUUUCAUUGCUGAUCACCCUUUCCUUUUCUUCAUCAAACAUAACGCCACCAAGACCGUCCUCUUUGCGGGUCGAUACUGCUCCCCUCCGGAGUAAACUCUGCUGGACGUCCUGCAGACAUGGGUGAAUGUGAGGGGACAGAUAUGUGAAGCCCCUGAAUCCCCAGUGAGGGAGUAUCGGUUAUUUGGUCUCUUUGCGGUUGCACAGUUUAUCUUCUGGUUGGUUUUUAUCUGUCUUUGUUUUGGAUUCACAUAACAAUGUAUUCGGUUUAUUUUUUGUCUUAAUAUUUAGGUCUUCUGCAUCUCUUUAGGGUCAAUUUAUGUCUUUUAUAAAUAUUUCAGAUAGUUUUUAGUCUGUUUUUGGCUAUUUUUGUUUCUUUACUCUUUUGGCUUUCCAUUGAUCUGUUUGGUAUUCUGAGGUUUUUUAAGAACCUUUAAUUACUGGAUUGAAUUUCCUAAGAGAAAUGUUGCCCCGGGCCCCCCUGACCCCUCACGUCUGUGCCUUUAGAGCACUGUGACACAAACAGGAGUGAGAGAUCUCUCCUGAUGGCAAGUAGCUAGAUUGUUCUUCAUAAAAGAUUAUCAUGUAGUGUUUGAAAACCUUCAGUUGUGUUUUGCAAAAAAGAAUUUGAGUCAAAACUGUCCUGCUGUGUGUACAGACAAGCAUACGGCAGCUUAAUUGCAAUGUGUCAUGUUAUAAUCUGUUGUGAAAAUUAAAAACUAUCCUUGUGAUGAGGCAGCUUUGAUGACAUUGAGAUUAUGCAAACAACCACAACUGAAAAUGUAUGCAUUCAGGGUUAAUUGUCAUUCCAGAGCAUCUUUGUUUGUUUAUGUGUUUGGACAUAUUUUCUAAGGAUGGCAACCUGCACCAGUGCAGCGGCUUCUCUAUCUUCAGGUACCUAUUGUGAACAGAAUAUACAAAACUGUCAAAUAAAAGCUGAUGCAAGUCCAA